UUCCCCGGAAAGUAGCUGCUUAAUCAGAGUGGCGUGGGUCCGUAGCUUAAGAGAAGAUGAAUGGGAAACGGCCAGCUGAGCCGGGCCCCGGCCGUGCGGGGAAAAAGGGGAAGAAGGAGGUGAUAGCGGAGUUUUCGGAUGCUGUCACGGAAGAAACCUUGAAAAAGCAGGUGUCUGAGGCCUGGAGCCGCAGGACGCCGUUCCGUCACGAAGCCAUUGUCAUGGACAUGGAGCCCUUUCUUCACUGUGUGAUCCCAAACUUCAUCCAAAGCCAAAACUUUCUGGAAGGGCUUCAGAAAGAACUUUUGAACUUGGACUUCCAUGAAAAAUAUAAUGAUUUAUAUAAGUUCCAGCAGUCUGAUGAUUUGAAGAAGAGAAGAGAGCCUCACAUCUGUGCUUUAAGGAAAGUUCUGUUUGAAGAUUUCCGGACUUGGCUUUCUGACAUUUCCAAGAUUGACCUGGAAUCAACUAUUGACAUGUCCUGUGCUAAAUAUGAAUUCUCUGAUGCCCUCCUCUGCCAUGACGAUGAGCUGGAAGGGCGCCGGAUCGCCUUCAUCCUUUACCUGGUUCCUCCCUGGGACAGGAGCUUGGGGGGCACCCUGGACCUGUACAGCGUUGAUGAGCACUUCCAGCCAAAGCAGAUUGUCAAGUCUCUUAUCCCUUCGUGGAACACGCUGGUUUUCUUUGAAGUGUCUCCAGUAUCCUUUCACCAGGUGUCCGAAGUCCUUUCUGAAGAAAAGUCCCGUUUGUCUAUAAGUGGCUGGUUUCAUGGUCCUUCACUGACCAGACCCCCCAACUACUUUGAACCACUCAUACCUCGGAGCCCGCACAUCCCACAAGAUCAUGAAAUUUUAUAUGAUUGGAUCAACCCUACUUAUCUAGACAUGGAUUACCAAGUUCAAAUUCAAGAAGAGUUUGAAGAAAGGUCUGAAAUCCUCCUAAAGGAGUUCCUUAAGCCUGAGAAGUUUGCAGAGGUCUGUGAGGCUUUGGAGAAUGGAGAUGUGAAAUGGAGCAGCCGAGGUCCCCCUAACAAAAGGUUUUAUGAGAAAGCUGAGGAGAGCAAUCUUCCCAACAUCCUAAAGGACUGCAUGGACUUGUUUCGCUCCGAGGCUCUGUUCUUGCUGCUCUCCAACUUCACGGGCCUGAAACUCCACUUCUUGGCCCCUUCGGAGGAAGAUGAGGUGGAGGACAGAAACGAGGGUGAAGGCACCUCUGCGGCUGAUCACACCGAAGAAGGGACUAGCCAUAGCUCCCCUGGGCCAGAGAGUCCUCACAUGGCUGUCAGCAACAGCAGCCAACAGAGCAGUGGACAGACAGACCCAGAGUCAGAGGAAAACGAAGCCAAGAAAGACUCAAGUGUUCCCACCUGUCAGGGGGAACUGAGGCAUUGGAAGACUGGUCACUACACUUUGAUCCAUGACAACAGCAAGACUGAAUUUGCCCUGGAUUUACUUCUCUACUGUGGCUGUGAAGGCUGGGAGCCAGAAUAUGGAGGCUUUACUUCCUACAUUGCCAAAGGUGAAGAUGAAGAGCUGCUAACAGUGAAUCCAGAAAACAACUCUUUGGCACUGGUCUACAGAGAUAGAGAGACUCUGAAAUUUGUCAAGCAUAUUAACCACCGAAGCCUAGAACAAAAGAAGGCCUUCCCAAAUAGAACAGGUUUCUGGGACUUCUCGUUUGUCUAUUAUGAAUGACAGGGCUGGGCAAGGCUGAGGAAAAGAGACCCUUCCUUCCUCAGUACUGGGCAGGGUGGAAGAGCUAGGCACCACGCGGAGAGCUCCAAGGUGGCCUGUGUGACCAUGUCCUCAAAACUGUGUGGUAGGACUCAUCGUUAUUGUCCGCAAUCUAGACCUUGAGCUUAGAGCCAGGUAUUUCUCUCUUGAUUAAAAAAAUAAAAGAUUAUUUGUCUUUU
Hyaena hyaena (striped hyena) is the source of this 1912-nucleotide messenger RNA. It is a transcript of the gene OGFOD1, whose product is annotated as 2-oxoglutarate and iron dependent oxygenase domain containing 1. Gene Ontology annotation, molecular function: L-ascorbic acid binding; iron ion binding; peptidyl-proline dioxygenase activity. Gene Ontology annotation, biological process: regulation of translational termination; peptidyl-proline hydroxylation. The transcript is spliced from 13 exons. Bases 57 to 1694 code for a protein of 545 amino acids. Lineage: Eukaryota; Metazoa; Chordata; Mammalia; Carnivora; Hyaenidae. The record is from RefSeq and is a predicted model, not a curated record. Gene Ontology annotation, cellular component: cytoplasm.